AUGUCGUCUUAUGGGAACCCCAUCCGCCGCCGACCGCGCGAAUGCAAGACCUGUCUGCCCUGCCGCGCCAGCAAAGUCCGCUGCGAUCGCAACGUUCCCUGCGGCAAUUGCGUCAAGCGCAACUUUACCUGUUCCUACGGUCGCCCGUCUACGAAACUCGCCUCCGCCUCCUCUACUCCCUUCCAGCCGCCUUCAUUUUCCUCGCCAUCCUACCCAUAUCCACGCCGGGCCCACACACGCGAUGGUUCCUUUGCAACAGACCUACCCUCGCAGGCGAGCGACGAUCCGGACCUGCCCGACCUCGUUGAUAUCUCGCAGUCGGAGUGGGAUGACAUCAAUACCAAAAUGGCUGCCAUGGAACACAUCCUGGGGAGUUUGCACUCGCUCUUCCAGUCUCAUUCUAACCGUCGACGGCCGGACUGGCCGCCGGUCGAGCGCAGGAAUUCCAAUCGGUCGGAGGGCGUGUAUGGGUCGAAUGCCUUGAAGACGGGUGCGGUCCAUCUGGGAUACCGCUCGGCGUUGGUGGACAUUCUCAACAAAUCGCAACGGUCUGAGGAUACGGCCCAGGCACCCUCGCAGGAUGACCUGCUGGCCGAGCUGGCAUUGGGAAACGAGUCUGUGGCAUACCCGUUUGUAGAUUUGUGGUCCUCCGACCCCUUCACCUUCAAUAUUGCCGGGGUGUGCGAUGUUCUUCCGGACGAUGAUAAGUGUUGGCACUUUCUGGGCUUCUAUAAGGAUAUUGGUGCCGUGCUGUAUCCAGUUUUGUCCGAUCUGGACGAGCUGGAACGCAAAACAAGUCAGCUCCUUGAAGGUCGGCGGCGUGCUGGUGGGGAAUAUCGACCCGAUGCCAAUGGGUUAGUGAAGCCGUUUGGCAUGGACUUGGCUUUUCUCAGUCUGCUUUUUGCGGUCCUUGCCUCGGGCUGCCAGCUGUCUGAUUUCCCGAGUCGAGACCGCGAAUUGACCUCAUGGGUGUAUGUGUCUUGCGCCUAUCACUGUCUGCGAAUGUUGAACUAUGUGUCGCAGCCCACGGUUGAGGUAAUACAGAUUCUCUUGAUUAUCAGCAAUAUUUUAUCAUAUAAUAUGAAUGCGGGUGCCUCUUACACCUUGCUCGGCAUGACGGAGCGUAUGUGUUUAAUGUUGGGUCUCCACGUCGAGUCGACGGGCUUUUCAUUAGCGGAGCAAGCCGUGCGGAGGCGUGUCUGGUGGACAAUGGCCUUUCAAAACAGCCAUUUCUCACUCGCGUAUGAUCGGCCUUCCAUCACCAUGGUCAGCCAGCCGGAAAUUCCCUUUGAUCGUAAAUCGAUGCCGGGCCACCGGUCCUACUUUGAGACCCUGUGUCGGAUCGUGUCGCUGGCUUUAGAAGUGCUGCGGACCCGCAUGUAUCCGGCCUCUUCACAACCGCGGUUUCACGAAAUCCGGGAGUACAAGCAGCGGAUCCAGCGGAUAUUGGCCGAGGCGACGCCGCAUUUGCAGCACCGAAACCGCUGCCAAACGCUGGUCGAGCACAUCGAGCGCACCGAGCUGCGACUGCAUUCAUCGUAUCUGCUAUCCGUGUUGUGCCGGGUUUCGUUGGACCCGCAUGCCCAUCUUGACGAGCAGCGCCGGGCCCUGAUCCGCGAGGACUGCAUUGCGAGUCUAAUUAGCACUGUCGACUCCUUUGUCGAGCUGCACGAGAUUAAUUCGCAUUGCUCACGCUCGUGGGUCAGUUUGCAGCGAAGCAUUGCAUCCGCCUUCUUGCUGGUCGCCAACGACGACGGUCCGCAGACGUUGGCGCUGAUAGACCGUCUGGAGGUGGUCCUGGCCGACCAUGUGUACGACGACGGGGAAGCUCACUCGAAUAAUCGCACCGAUUCUGCCAAACACCUGUCCUCGUCGCUGCGGGCGCUGCGCGAGAUCCGCGAGGCCUUUCGUGCCCGCAAGCCCGCCCCGGUUGUUCCUACUCGGGUGUUUCCCUCGCCUCCGUCGAUUGAUACGAGUCCGGAACUCCCGCCCAAGCUGGCGACCGUGCUGCCGGUCGAGGACUGGAGUAUGCGCAAUAUCCUGGCCCGGGUGUCAGACGUGAUGUUGUUUCCGAGUAUGAGCGGGGACGGUCCAGUCGUGUGA
Molecule: messenger RNA, 2103 nt
Organism: Penicillium alfredii
Lineage: Eukaryota; Fungi; Ascomycota; Eurotiomycetes; Eurotiales; Aspergillaceae
Exons: 5
Coding region: 1-2103 (700 amino acids)
Biological process (GO): regulation of DNA-templated transcription; DNA-templated transcription
Molecular function (GO): DNA-binding transcription factor activity, RNA polymerase II-specific; zinc ion binding; carboxy-lyase activity
Source: RefSeq, a predicted model, not a curated record